UUUGAUCGGUGUCGGUCUUGUUAAAAAAAAAGUGCAAGUUUAAUAACGUCAUAAUCAAUAUAGAUUCAGAGAUUGCAGUUCUAUUAGUGUUUAUACUUUAUAAGUAAGAGAGAUUCAAAAAUGAAGAUUAGAUCAUUUGAAGUGAUUGUGUUAUCAAUGACAAUUAUCUCUAUUGCCACGCCCGCUUUGGGGUUCUUAGGACGAUUAGGACGAUUUGAAGAUUCCCAAAGUCGAAUCACGCCCGAAUACUGUUGGGGUGCUUGUGUGGCGCUCAGCGAGUGCCCCCAGGCGACAGAAGACUACAAUUUUAGAACCGAUCGCGCAGUCACACAAUAUGUGCGCUUCUUGCACCGCAAUUGUGGAUCGCAGAGUGUCAACGGGGAUCCAAUUGUCUGUUGUACGAGAUCCCCGUCGAAGUCCCAGAUAUAUCCAACCCCAACUCCAGAUAUAACAAACUUAAUACUAUCACAGAUUUCAACAACACCAAGGACACACAGAAAUUCCCAAAGUCGACAGCAGUCCUUCACGCCCGAAUACUGUUGGGAUGCUUGUGUGGCGCUCAGCGAGUGCCCCCAGGUGACAGAAGUCUACAAUUUUAGAACCGAUCGCGCAGUCACACAAUAUGUGCUCUUCUUGCACCGCAAUUGUGGAUCGCGGAGUGUCAACGGGGAACCAAUUGUGUGUUGUAUAACACCAUUAAGUGAGCCUCCUUCAACAAGUACAACAACAAUCACAGCCAUAACUCCAAUACCAGUAACGACUUUAACAACCACAACACCGGAACCAACGUCAACCACAUCAAUAUCAUCGCUUGUGGAUCUUCGAUCAAACAGUUGUCUAUUGGUACCCGGAGUGUAUGGCGAAUGCAUCGACAUCAAGAGAUGUCCCUCCAUAUUUAAUCAGCUAAAGGCUAAGGGAAACGAUCCUGUACUAGUCAAAUUUAUAAAAGCUUCAAAUUCUCUUUGCGACAACGUCGGCCAAAAUGUGUGUUGUCCCACAGAGCCAGCUCCACGUCGCUUGCCCACUGAAAAAGAGGGUUGUGGUGAACCAAACUUGGUCAGUUUUAGGAAAAUCGUGGGCGGCGAUGAGGCAAUGAAAGGUGCUUAUCCAUGGAUCGCGCUGCUAGGGUAUGGUAAUAGUUCCCUUUCGACCUUCAAAUGUGGCGGAUCAUUGAUUACGGCCAGACAUGUGGUGACAGCAGCUCAUUGCAUAAAGGAUGAUCUGUCGUUUGUGCGCCUCGGAGAGCACGAUCUUUCUACCGACACUGACACUAAGCACAUGGACAUCAACAUAGUCAAGAAGGUGUCCCAUUCCAAUUACAAUAAGACAGACGGUCGCAGCGAUAUAGCGAUGCUCUACUUGGAACGCAAUUUGGAGUUUACAAAUAUAAUGAAGCCCAUUUGUUUGCCCAACUCUCCCAGCUUGCGUGCCAAGUCUUAUGUGGAUACAAACCCCAUUGUCAUUGGCUGGGGUAAUACUCAAGAGUCUGGAAGAAGUGCAAAGAUAUUGCGUCAGCUAACGAUACCCGUCCUGGAAAAUUCAGUGUGUCAAAACAGUUAUAAAGCAUGGAAUUUAAGCUUUAGCUUGAAUCAAUUCGAUAAAGCCAUUCUAUGUGCUGGCACUUUAGCUGGUGGCGAAGACUCUUGCCAAGGGGACUCAGGUGGUCAGCUAAUGACCUCCGAACAAUUAGAUAAUGGUGAAAUAAGAUUCUAUCUGAUUGGAACUGUUGCCUAUGGUUAUGGUUGUGCCAGGCCAAACAUACCCGGAGUCUAUACGAGCACACAGUACUUCAUGGACUGGAUCAACGAUAAGGUGCGGGAGAUGCCGUGAACUAGGACUGAAAGUUCGUUUGUGUAAUCUAUAUGUAGAAGCUUAAGUUUGAAUUGAUGUAAAUAAUAAUUAUACUGAAGCGCA
This is a messenger RNA of Drosophila sulfurigaster albostrigata, 1914 nucleotides long. Its product is annotated as venom serine protease Bi-VSP-like. Gene Ontology annotation, biological process: proteolysis. Lineage: Eukaryota; Metazoa; Arthropoda; Insecta; Diptera; Drosophilidae. The record is from RefSeq and is a predicted model, not a curated record. Gene Ontology annotation, molecular function: serine-type endopeptidase activity. Bases 121 to 1830 code for a protein of 569 amino acids. The transcript is spliced from 8 exons.